Molecule: messenger RNA, 2311 nt
Organism: Carassius auratus (goldfish)
Lineage: Eukaryota; Metazoa; Chordata; Actinopteri; Cypriniformes; Cyprinidae
Product: unconventional myosin-Vb-like
Biological process (GO): actin filament organization
Cellular component (GO): cytoplasm; myosin complex; membrane
Molecular function (GO): microfilament motor activity; ATP binding; actin filament binding
Source: RefSeq, a predicted model, not a curated record
CUGGUUUUCAUCUGUGUUUCAGUACACCCGGGUUUGGAUCCCGGACCCAGAAGAGGUCUGGAAGGCGGCUGAAAUCAUCAAGGAUUAUAAGGAGGGAGACACAGUGCUUCACCUCAAAUUAGAAGAUGAAACGACGUUAGAAUAUUCAAUUGGUCCCAAAGACAAUCCACUUCCAUUUCUUCGGAAUCCUGAUAUUCUGGUAGGAGAGAAUGACCUCACAGCUCUCAGCUACCUCCACGAGCCUGCUGUGCUCCACAACCUCAAGGUCCGCUUCCUCGAGUCCAAUCACAUUUACACUUACUGCGGGAUUGUUCUGGUGGCCAUCAACCCGUACGAGCAGCUUCAUAUCUAUGGAGAAGAAGUCAUCACUGCGUACAGCGGCCAGAACAUGGGGGACAUGGACCCGCAUAUAUUUGCUGUAGCAGAGGAAGCGUACAAACAGAUGGCCAGGGAUGAAAAGAACCAGUCGAUAAUCGUGAGUGGCGAGUCUGGAGCCGGUAAAACGGUUUCCGCAAAGUACGCCAUGCGCUUCUUCGCCACAGUGGGAGGUUCAGCAAAUGACACCAGCAUUGAAGAGAAAGUACUGGCCUCCAGCCCCAUCAUGGAGGCCAUUGGAAAUGCAAAAACCACCCGCAAUGACAACAGCAGCCGCUUCGGGAAAUACAUCCAGAUCGGCUUCGAUAGGAGAUAUCACAUCAUUGGUGCCAACAUGCGAACAUAUCUGCUUGAGAAGUCCAGAGUGGUAUUUCAGGCUGAGGACGAGAGGAACUAUCACAUCUUCUACCAGCUCUGUGCUUCAUCCUCUCUGUCAGAGUUUAAAGAUCUUUCCUUGACCAGCGCAGAAGACUUUACCUUCACGUCUCUUGGUGAGAACAUUUUUAUUGACGGAGUGAAUGACGCUGAGGACCUUGUGAAGACAAGACAGGCUCUUUCAAUGCUUGGUGUGAAAGAGAUCCAUCAAAUGAGCAUCUUUAAGAUAAUUGCCUCCAUCUUGCACCUGGGGAAUGUGGAGAUUGUGUCGGAGAGAGAUGGAGAAUCCUGCCAUAUCAAUAGGGACGACACUUAUUUGCGUCAUUUCUGUCGGCUGCUGGGUAUAGAGCAGGAGCAGAUGGAGCACUGGCUGUGCCGCCGGAAGCUGGUGACCACUUCCGAGACCUACGUGAAGAACAUGUCGCAUGCCCAGGCGGUCAAUGCCCGAGACGCCCUGGCCAAACACAUUUACGCCCAUCUCUUUGACUGGAUCGUAGAGCACAUCAAUAAAGCCUUGCACACCUCCACCAAACAGCACUCCUUCAUCGGUGUGCUGGAUAUCUACGGAUUCGAAACGUUCGAGAUAAACAGCUUUGAGCAGUUCUGUAUUAACUACGCCAAUGAGAAACUACAGCAACAGUUCAACUCGCAUGUGUUUAAACUGGAGCAAGAAGAGUAUAUGAAGGAGCAGAUCCCCUGGACGCUUAUAGAUUUCUAUGAUAACCAGCCGUGCAUCGACCUCAUUGAAGCCAAGCUUGGUAUUCUGGAUCUUCUUGAUGAAGAGUGUAAGGUGCCUAAAGGAACGGAUCAAAACUGGGCGCAGAAGCUGUACAGCAAGCAUUCAAACAGUGGGCAUUUCGAAAAGCCCAGGAUGUCCAACAAGUCAUUCAUUGUGGUACACUUUGCAGAUAAGGUUGAAUACCAGUCUGAUGGUUUCCUGGAGAAGAACAGAGACACUGUUUAUGAGGAGCAGAUAAACAUCCUCAAGGCCAGUCAGUUCCAGCUGGUUGCAGAUCUCUUCCAGGAUGGUAAAGACUCUGGUCCUCCCUCAGCCACCAGCAAGAGCUCCAAGAUCAACGUCCGGGCUGCCAAACCAGCUCCAAAAGGCCACAACCGUGAGCACAGAAAAAGUGUGGGCACCCAGUUCAGGAACUCUCUACAUCUUCUGAUGGAAACGCUGAAUGCUACCACCCCUCAUUAUGUGCGCUGCAUUAAACCCAAUGAUAAUAAGGAAUCCUUUGUGUUCGAUUCUAGAAGAGCUGUUCAGCAACUGCGAGCAUGUGGAGUCCUCGAGACUAUCCGCAUCAGUGCCGCCGGGUAUCCCUCCAGGUGGACCUAUCCAGAUUUCUUCAGCAGAUAUCGAGUGCUCAUGACAAAGAAGAACAUGACCAUUGCAGAUAAGAAGCAAGUUUGUAAGAACCUGCUGGAGACCUUAAUCAAGGAUCCAGAUAAGUUCCAGUUUGGAAAGACAAAGAUUUUCUUCAGGGCAGGUCAGGUGGCCUAUCUGGAGAAGCUCCGAGCUGAUAAGUUCCGCUUCGCCUGCAUCAAGAUCCAGAAGACC